Messenger RNA from Dermacentor albipictus, 11277 nucleotides. Its product is annotated as pleckstrin homology-like domain family B member 1. NCBI's taxonomy places the organism in Eukaryota, Metazoa, Arthropoda, Arachnida, Ixodida, Ixodidae. Gene Ontology annotation, molecular function: protein binding. The record is from RefSeq and is a predicted model, not a curated record.
AGGAGGCCAGUGUUGGUCGGCCGCAUGUGUUCCUUGUUUGUGUGGCUCGCUCGCGCGUAGGAUAUUUUUUCAGUGUGCGUUCGUCUUGCUUUUUGGCUGCGUCUGCCUUUGAAGCGUUUGAUGCUGCAUUGCACGAGUGUGCGUGUGUGUUCCUAUUUCCUUUGUGCCUGUGUUGCGGCAGAAACAGCAGCGCCGAAGCGCCCGGAUACUCCGAGCCGCUCGUGCCCGUACUCACCGCAAGACCUCGCGUUCUGCCGUUUUCUACCGUCGUACCUACGACUUCUGCAGUAUUAGGUACCCACCUUCUAUGGAAUAGCUCGUAUCAACGCCUGGAUGCACAAUUAAGAUGUUCCUGAGGCUACUAUGUUGCUGACGUCACCAGAAGGCUUGUGACGAUGGCGUCUGUAAGAUUGCUCAAUUCGUCUGACCUCUACAGCUCACCGCACCACCUCAACGGCAGUUACCACGGCACCGCUUCGAACGAACGCUCGAGGACGCCCAAGAAUGACCUGGAGGUGAUCGAGACGAGCCACGCGGUUCGGCUGCAGCAGGAGAAGCCGCACCUGGUGAGCCUCGGCGGAGGAAGGCUCAGCACGUCCGUCACCAUACACCCGCUCCCUGAAGGAAAGACAAGAAUAGGAAGGAAUGAUGCUCCUGUGCUACAGGACAUUGUGGUUCACGGGCCAGCUGUUGAGGCUGAACAUUGUUACAUCCAGAAUGAAUCUGGAAAAGUUACCCUGCAUCCCCUUGGAAAAGUGAUAUCCAUAGAUGGAAUGGCAAUUACCGAGCCAUCCAGGCUACAUCAGGGCUGCAUGAUUUGCAUCGGAAGGUCAAACUUUUUUCGCUUUAACCAUCCUGAGGAAGCCGAGAGUCUCAAGAAAGACCCUCUCCCAAAUGCGAGGCUACCACCCAUGUCUAAUAGCUUUCGUCCAGUAACGGAACCUCCUGUCCGUUUUGUGGGCAAUCCUGGUGCACCUUCCCCAGCUUCAUUUGACAUGGACAACAGUGUCGAUUUUGUCGAGAAGGUCUCAAAAUUCGAGUUCCUCACCCACAAUCGGUCACCACCGGUCGCCUCAUCUGAGAGUCCUCGCUGGUUUGUUCGGGAUGGGAUAAGGGUGUCGGCAUCGCCUCCUUCACGAGCUUGCGAGCAGUCACCUUCCCUGCGGGGCCCUCCGAGCAAGCCAGCUCCUCGCUUCACCCCAACACCUCCCCUGUCAUCCUCGCCCAAGUCACCAAAGUCUCCCCGGGUGAGCGCGUUGUCUGGCCGGGCGAGCCCCUUGGUGGCCGGUGGCCGCUGCACCCCCACAUCGCCACGCUUGGGCCACCGUGUAGCCAGCCACGAAGACAUACGUGCCUGUGAGGUGGAGUUGACUCAACAGCAUCGCAGGGCAGUGGCUGAGCGCUUGCGAGACCAGGAGCAGGAGCGUCAGGAGCGCCAGCGCCUUGAGGAGAUCCUCUCACUAUGUGCUGAGUAUGAGCGCAAAGUGCAGGCUGCAGGACCCAAGGACAAGAAGCUGCAGAGAAGCCCCCCCUCCUCAGACUCCGGUACCGAGGAUGUCACCUCGCCACCGGGCUCUGGAAGCGAGUCUUCUUCAGCUCCUGAUGACACUAGCAAGACAUCUGAGUCCUCCAGUGGGAGUGGCGUCUCGGCCGAUGACGACAAGCCGGGGCUACAGCGCAACGACACUGUCAUUCGUCGGCCUAGUGGUAAGCAGCUGCCAGAGUGUCCUACUGUCGUCAAGCCUGUCCCGGUUCUGGCUGCGAGGCCGGUUCCCGCCCCUCGGUCUCAGAGCAGCCUGUCUGAAGCAGUGCACAAGUCGCCGGAGUGCAAAGCGCUGCCACCGCCUCCUCCUCCUCCCGCAGAAGAAGUGGUAACAGUUGGAGCAGUGGCUAUUUCUGGGACAGGCACGUCCCCUCCGGGACCAGUUCUGGUCCACCACCAAAACCGCAUCAAGACCAAUGGCUCUCUAGCUCCCACUGAAGUGGAUGGGAAGAGGGUCAACCGCAUGCUGGCAGAUGGGAAUGUCUUGUCGGAUGGGAUGCUUACUGUGGCCCCCAAGAAAGUGAAUGUCACCUCGUCGGAGGAUGAACUGUCAAACAUCCUUGGUGGAGGAGGAUCGAGGGGUCUGUCCAACCACGCAGGCUCCGGCUUGUCAAGCCCGCGAUCUGAUGGUACCGCCUUGGCUGGUGAGAAGACGCCAGUGCCUGCGUUGGCCUAUCCACAAUCUCCGCGCACCCGCAUUCGCACUGUGGCGACGCUAGAACGCUCGCCCGAAGUCUUUGAGAAUCCCCUUGCUUGGAAGGAGCUGGCUUCAGCUCAUGGUGGGAAGGCCCUGACACCUCCUGCUACCAUUGUGCCACCCAUCUUUGAAGACAUACCAGUUCUUAAAGAUUUGCCACAGCAACACUCACUCCCAAGGAAGCUGCCUGAGCGUGGAGGUUCCCUCAACAUCCGCAAGGCUUCGGAAGAGUCCAGAGUUCCUCUGCGAAGGGUAAGGUCAAGCUCUGAUGACAUCAGUCUGUUAAAGAGGCAGCGUGAGGAUUCGUUCCAGCAAAUAGCGAAGCUCAAGAAGGACAUGUUCACUCUAGAAGCACGGGCUAAUGAAGGGAUGAGAGAGCUGGAGCUGGAACAUGCAUUGCUAACGGGUGAGCUGACCGAUGCUCAAGCUUGUCAGAAGUCAGACUUCGCUAUCCUAGAGGAGAUCCAGGAAGAAGAAAGACGACUCAGCCAACAGGCUGAUUUAGAUCGGGAACAGGAGCAGCUGCAGCUGGAGGUGUCGCGCGGCCGCAUUGAGCAGUGGGAGCAGCUGACGCAGGAGCUGCAUGAGGUGCUCGAAGAGGCCGGGUCCCUGUCCCGCCGGCCCGAGUUGGAGGAGCGCUACCGGCGCGAGCUCGAGGGGCUUGACGGUGAAAGGAGGGCCUUUGAGGACCUCGAGUUCCGCCAGCUUGAGCGCCAGGCGCGCCGCGAGGAGGAGCGCGAGGCACUCGUGGCACGUGCUGACCGUGUUCGUCAGAACCUGCGUGACCGGCAGUUGAGAAUUCGCGAGCUCUUGGAGCAGCAGAAGACGGUGCAAAUGCAAAUCGAACAGGAGCGGUCCAGCUCUGAGAUUGAGAAAAAGCUUGUACAAACUCAGCUGCAGCAGGAACAACGGAGGCUGGAACUCUUGGACCAGCAGCUGAGGAAUGCUACUCGCACCCCACAGCACAUCUCUUUGGACUCCAGUGAUGACAGUAGCUCUUCCGAUACAGAAAUGGGCUCUACACUGAAAAUAGGGAGCCAGAGCUCUUGGAAUAAGAACAUCCUGCUCCAAGUACCAGAUGCCACAGUGAACAGGCUCAGUGGCAAUGAGUCAAGCUUUACUGGCAUCGAGUCAGAGUCUUCAAGUAUCAUCAGCAGCAGUGAUCUUCCCAACGAAAGCGUGAGCAGCAGCAGCGACGACCGGAGCCGACCUACCAGCGAACACGUGACCCAGGGCAUCGCACAGGUGCAUCAACAUGAGCGCAAUUUGCAACUGAAUUCUGACGACCGUUCAGGGUUGGUGUCCCGUUCAGGUGAUGACGCCAUACAUCACGAGAUACGCCGGCGAGAAAAACAGAAGGCUCAGAGGCCACUGACACGGUACCUGCCUGUUCGUGGUGCUGAGUGCGACCUGCGGCAGCAUGUGGAGUCUGCGGGUCACCAGGUCGAGCUGUGCCCACAUGUGCAGCUCACGUCAUCCUCCUGCCGUGGCUAUCUGCACAAGCUGGGUGGCAAGUGGCGCUCGUGGAAGAAGCGCUGGUUUGUCUUUGACCGUAAUCGCCGGGCCCUCGUGUACUUCAGCGACAAGAGUGAAAGCAAGCUGAAAGGUGGCGUGCCAUUUCAGGCCAUUGAAGAGGUCUAUGUGGACCACUUGCACUCUGUCAAGAGUCCCAAUCCACGUGUGACAUUCUGUGUCAAGACAUAUGAGCGCACCUUCCACCUAAUGGCGCCCACGGCUGAGGCCAUGCGUAUAUGGGUUGAUGUCAUCUUCACUGGUGCUGAAGGCUACCUUGAAUUCCUCAGUGAGGCCGACAUCGCGCCUGCUAGCCGUUCCAGGCACAAGUUCAAGGACUGAACAGUCUCCUUCACUUCAUUGGCCUUGGCAGUGCCAAGGCUGGAGUUCAAGGGUGUCACAGUGUGACAUGCAGAGGAGAUGCCUUGCCCGGUUAUCAUCUAUGACAACUGAAGCCAACGAAGUCCCAGGCUCCUUCUUCUGUAGAGGGAAAAUGUGACAGCUACCCCUUUUGUACUCUGCAUGAUACGCUUGUUCAGCCUCAAGGGAAGCCUACACCAACUAUAUUCGAACUUUGGCGAGGGACAAACCAGCCAACAGAGUGCUGCAUGGUGGCAGUCAUGAGCAAAGGAAGAAAAAUUGAGCGUGUUCGAUCUUCAGCGAUAGUUUGGCAAACUAGUCUCACAUCAUCAAAAGGAAAACCUGAGCAUUGAACUCGGUUUGUCAGCAGGAGCAUUUGUUGAUUAUGUGAGUGUAUGUUUCCCUGUUGUAUACAUUGGCAGCAAUGUCCGUUGAUAUCAUGGAUGUGAAUUUUCUGUCAUUGCACUUGGUGUAAUUUUCAGAAGUUUUCAUGUUCAUAUUUCAGUGUAAAUCAUUUUGUUCUAUGUGUGUGUGUGUGUGUCUGUGUGUGUCUGUUUGCUUGUUUCUUUUGACUCUUUAAGUUGCUCUGUUUAUGACUUCAGUCAUCCCAUGCUAAGUGUCACUGAAUAAUUAUAAGGAACUACCACAAAAGUUAAAACUAAACCACAUUUUCGAGCUGCGCUCAAUCAAGGUACGCAUUAUAUUUUUGCUUAAGAUUUCAAGCAGCUUGCAUUUUAUUUGCUGCCUAUGCAAAUGUUGCAUUCUGUGAAGUAGCUGUUCAAGAUUUAUAAUUUUUUUCUGUUGAACUGUAUAGCUUAGCUCAUUUCCAACAUUCAUGCAGUUCUCUUUCAUAAGUGCUCAUGACUUGUAGAAUGGUGUAUGAAACCACUGUAUCACAGAUAUCAGGCUCAUUAUAUUGAGUUGGUGCUUGUGCAUAUAAACAUAUCAAUUGGCAUCUUCUUACUAAAAUUUGGUUUUUGUUUAAUUAUGUGAUAGUCUCCCAAUAAAAUGAACCUCAAGGCAUGCUUAACAAGCCAUUUGGUCUGCUGUUGUAGGGGUUGAAGGACGGAUUUUGGGAUGGAAACAAAACUUGGGAGUAUUUAUUUUACAUUAUUUACAAGGAGGUGAGAGUCAAGUAACAGUCGUACAGUCAUUACGGGCCGGCAGCAACUCGGACGCUGCGGCCCGCGGCAAGAAGUUCGAGAGAGGUGAAUCAGGGAAUAAGGGAAUGCUCUGGUCUCUCUGGAAUGCUUCUUUUAAACCCUUCGAGGACUGGAAGUCGCGUCAUGUUCGACCAAUGGGAGAAUCCGCUCAGAUGACGCCAUUUUCAGCCAAUGGUUGGCGCCCGUAUCGCGUUGUCACACCCGGCGGCUAUCUGCGGUCUUGCCUCGCAGACUUGCAAUGCGCUUCUUCCAAGGCGGAGAAUGGGGGGGGGUGUGCUCAUGCUCCAUUGUCCGAGUGCCCACCUGCUCCCGGUGCUACGGCCGCGCAGCGGUAGCAAAUGUCUUCUUAAAGGCGAUGAAGAGGUACGCUUGGGCCUUCCCGGCACGUCCGGCUGUCACGGCGCAUUACCGCCGUCUUGGUUUGGCACCCACUUUACUUCCAACAAUGCCGUGCUAUCCCCUCGCUUUCUGGAAAAGUCAAGCAUUGAACAGUUCCUCGGCGGCACACGACCUGGGGGCCGCAAACCUGUUUGCACGUGUCUUGUGGCCUUCAACUUGUUUGCUCGGGCGCUCCUCUGGAAUGUGCUUUCCUGCUUCUACAUUCCUCAAUUAGCUGUGCUGCGAUUCGAUGUGGUCUGGGGAACUCGAAGUAGCCUCAAGAAACGGCGCCAUAUCUAAGACUGUCCAUACGCCCAGUUUUAAACAAAAUUAAAGAAUGCAAACAACUUUCACACUGAUUGUCAAAUCCGAUAAGUCUCCACUGCUACAUACCAAAAUGGCUGGGGUUGCAAGAGCAGCUUGUACUGUCGGUGCAUUGUUCUGAACAAAGUGAUAGUCAUCGAAAAAAAAGAAAAAGUAGAAAAUGAAGCAAUUGUUUUCACCUUGAGGACAGUGAUACUAUUCCAAAUCUUGCCACAACAGGAGCAAGGAACAAUAGGACAAUGACAAAAUGAUAAGGUCAUCAUGGAUUUGGCAGAGCAGUCGUAGCUAAGCUGAGUAAGCAUAAAGGCCAAACUACAUGCACAUGUGCUGGCACGCUAAAGCUCACGCCCACAUGCCUUACACAUGCGCAGAUGGUGUAGGACAGAUUGUACGCACCAAAGCGCGGCGGGAGCAUAGAUAUUUUCUCCAGUCAAAUAUCGGUGCUGUGGCUGCCUCACAAAAAUACAAAAUGGCGUCUGCUAAGGCGAAAAUGUGAGCCAAGUGCAUGCACGCUGGGGCACGUCUUGCAGGUUCAAACCACCAUUCCUAGCGAGGCACAGCAAGCGCAAGGCGUGUGGGUGCGAAAUUUCGCACACAGGCAAGCAUACAUGUAGUUUGACCUUUAGUGUUUCGAAGUGAAAACAUAUGAGCUAGGACCGCUGCGUGUAGACUAGUUUUGGAAACAGUCAGACUUGCAGUUCCUCAGGCUUGGGCUUCAUUUGGAUCUAAGCGGACAUGUUGGGUACACUAAUCCAAUUCUUGAGACACAUUACAAGCUCUCUGAUGAUAAACUUGAAGAGGCUGUCUCAAAAAUUGCAGGAAAACAAACAACUCCUUCACAGAGAAAGAAGUUUGGUGAUUUAGUGCAGUAGGACUGUGUUGCUACUGACCAGCUACUGGUAUUAUGCCUGCUACAAAAUGUGCCGCAAAUGGCUAUAGGUGGCAGGAACAGCAGUGAUAGUAUGGCAGCGCUACACUGAAGCACCAUUAUAGUGGUUAUGCUGGAAUUGUUUCCUUCGAAAGGAACUAUAGUACUUUAUUACUAGUGAUAACCAUGUGGACAAAGCCAGAAGGUGUUGUGCAUUAUCAUAAGCCAAACUUUUGAUAAGCUGAACUACGUUCGAUAGUUCCUUUGUGUUCACUUUAAUGGGAGACUACUGCGUAAUUUAUCACAAUGUCAGAGUUUUGAUUCGGCAAAAAGAAAAUUUUGUAGCAUUUCUUGCUUUUCCAUUUUGGUGCUUAAGCAGCUGAAUACAACAUUCGGCCCUUGCAACAAGUCACUGUAACCGUUAUACAAUUAUGAGUUACACUUUUUUUACAUUCUUACUGAUGCACGUUUAUUUUGCAACAUCUGUGUUCUACAAAUGAGUGCCUUUCUGCUUUGUGAUGUUUACUCUCUUUUUCAACUUAUUUCAUGCAAGGUGUAUGCUGCACUUUUGUAGAUGUGGUUACAUGCCACUUAUCAGUGUAGCAUUAGCAUCACAUCUUGCUGCAAUUUUCAUUAUAAGAUUCGGUUUGUCUAAAGGCUACUGUACCGUUGCCUGUGUAUGUUAUCAUUUUCUAAACUGUGUGGUUUUUACUGUGGGCAUUUAUUGCUGCUAUUUUGCAUUGCUUACAGUUGGAUAAGUAACCAGUUUUGCUUUGGAAAUGAAUCCAAAAUAAACUGAGAACCAUAAACUUUUAUUUAUGUUUACUUGUAUAUGCUGUACACCGUGCAGAGUUGCUUGUAUCUAAGUCAGAAGAAGUAUGACACUGACGCUUUGCAGUAAUGUUUUGUCAUGUGGAAUAUGUGUAAUGAGGAGUCAUGCUAUGAAUCAUGACAUCAAUUACCCCAAAGAGCUCUGCAUUGCAUUUCAUUAACAAAGCCAGCGAGCUUUGAACUUCAAUUUGUUUACAUCUUUACUGCUAACGCAAGGUAUGGUUAUGUAGCACUAUCAGAUCAUACAGUUUUCCAUCAUAAUAUAUUUCACUAUUGCUUCUUGGGCAUUACAUCUUUGCCAGAAAAUUAAGGCAGCUAAGACAUGUGAACUAUUACAUAACAGGUCUCAAAGCAAAGUUGCUAAUUACGCAGUUUUUGCCACCCUUGCAGUUACACCAAGCUGAAUCUAUGACUAGAAAAGGAAUGCUUUCACCAUAACAAUUUGAUGCAUUGUGGAAUAUUUUGUGCUAUCUGCUCCAUAGCAUUACAAUGUUGCUACAAGUGGCCCUUAUCUGACACCUCAAUACAUUGUUUCUACACCUUGUCUUUCAAGCACUUCAGUCCACCUUUACUGAACUUGCUUUGUUUGGCUGUACAGCCCAGCAGCAUCACCAAAAAUGUUCAAGGUAGCCGCAAGACUCAUUAAAAGCAGCGCACUGAUAGAUAGCCAAUGCUCACAUAUCAAGGAGGAGCAUUCGUUGUGAUCACACAUGGCUGCCAACUGCUGUGCUAGUAGGAACAGUCCUCUGCAGGCACACAGUAGCCUAGAGGAUAGCAGUGCAGCAAGAAGUUAUAAGCUGAGUGCAUGCAGUAUACUGCAAUAUUAUGCUGGUAACCAGAAUGUCUCAAAGCAGAUUCUACCAAUGGUAUCAUAACUGGUAGCUAGAAGAUUGAAUCUGGUUCAAAACUAUGAUACUGGCUUGGCAUAUUAUUCUAGACAAUAUGUAUAUUAGAUAACGAUUGAUCGCAAGGUGUUUUAAAAAAAAAAUCUACCUAUUGGCAGCCUUUAGGAAUUUCUGCUGCUUUGCACUUAUGGCAGCUUUUCUGUCUGCAUAAACCUAGGAGUGCUCACACAAGCAUUGCAUUAUGCUAGAGUUCACACCAGGCAUCUGUGUAGUGCUGCUAGAGCACAGCAACUACUUCGUCCGUUUCAAGUGUUUUACAAUACCUUAUACUGAGUCACAAAGAAACCUAUAAAAAAUCUUUUCUGGUGCUGUAUUCCUGCUCUUUAUAUUGCUUUGUGAAUUGCGGUCAGCUAAGCAAGGCCCGUCAGCACACCACUUCACUUGGCGAACAUGCCAUGCGAGUGCAAAGAAGCAGGUGCUUAAAAUUUGUUUACGAGUUAUUCGAACACGACUGUCACAAUUCCAUAAAUAUGUUGCCCAGGGCUGUACGUUUUUUUUUUUUUUUGCAAGUUGUGUGAGCAGGUUGGCAUUGUGCGAGAGCCCCCUUAAUACCUACUGCAUACAUCUAAGUCAGAAAAGUGUACAGUACAUCUACUUGCUUUGUCUAUUAGUGGUACAUGUUUAACGUUAGUCAAUGUUUUUUAUUGUUCCUUUGAUCACAAAUGUCAGUUGAUAAUUAGCUUUGUAGAUAGCUUGACAAUGUGGAAACUUAAAAACAGCACUCAAGAUUCACUGACAAACAUCAACAAAUAGUUUUGGUUUGCUACGUUUGUAAUUGUGAAUCACUGUUUUGUCGGCAUUCUUGGGUCCAGACAUUUAACAUUGUUUUUUGUGUAGUAUUUCUAUGUGUUUUUGCCCAUUAAUCAACCUUCAUGAAUACCUUUCAUGCAGCAGUUAGUGUUGCAGAAAUUUGCACUUUUGAAUCUAGUUGGCACACCUGUGCCCUUAUACAAAGGAGAACACCUUUGAAGUUGUGUUACCACUAAAAAAGCAGUGCAUUAAAGAUGUUCAUCUGUGCCAGUCUCAUGCCUUGUCAGCAUGAAACUGCACCACUUCCAUUACUCUUUAAUGCUGUGCUGUGCUCUUUGAAGUGCAUUUGUACAUCUUUGUGCAUUGUUCCUUUCAUUGUAACAAAGCCUGUAAUGCUUUAUAUCACCAUGUUUACUAUGUGAAAACAUGCUUACAUUCAAUAUGUGCAUGUGACUCUGAAUGAUUGGUUUGUGUAAUUUUGUGUUCACAACCUUUCUGCAUUGCCAUUCACUGCAAAGAACUGGCAUUCCUUCCCUUUAUCUUUUUUUUUUAUUUCGUCUCAGCUUGAGCAGUCAAGCUAGAGUUGUAUUUUCAUGGCAAAUGUAAAGCAAUUAAACCAGCAGCAGUUGAGUUGCCAUGACUACUGCUCCCUGGCUGAUACAGUGCCAGAUAGCAACAUGGGUGCCUUGAGGUCAAUCUUUUUGUUAUUCCAGACCAAUUUGUCCUGUAGUAAAGCACUUGGUGUGGCAGUUAUGGCACUUUGAUAAGUUGAUUCCAGGCAUUUCUUUCUCGAAGCUGACAAAUUUCUAUUGCCAGACUUGUAGACCUCAUUGUAACAAACAAAAAAAAAGAAAAAGUGAUUUUAUGUAAAAGCUACUUCUGUUAAUUGUAGGUUCAGUGUUUUGAUGCUUUAGGCUGCAGGAAUGUUGCUUUGUGGCCAAAUCUGCCUCUGAGUGGGUAGUGCAUAAUGGUAAAGGAGACAUAUCUUUCUCUACUCUUACAGCAGCAUCCAAAGUGCUUUGCACAUGGGGCAGAAUUUGUAUAGCGUGCAUUAUUUGCAUGCAUGUUGCACCCAGGGAUCACAUAUACAUGCUUGUAUAAUGGUUCACCUUUGGGAUGGAAUCGAAGCCCAGGCCUUGUGCAUUCCCUUGAGUUUGCUGUUUACACAGCACUUGUCUCCUUGGCAUCAAAAAGCAUCGACUUAACUGGUGCUUAUGGCUGAAGGUAAGAGACCUCUGUGAAUGAUAGCAAGGCACUUGGCUGGUAAUUAUCAUCAUAUCACAUUUCACUACUUGUCUACUGUAACAUUUUGAUACAUUAUCAUAAAAGUGGCUGUUAAUAUUUGCUCUCCCUCUCAUGUGAGCUUUUGACUUUCUCAUAUGUGGACAAGUCUGCGGAACAUUUAAGUAUAUACACACAAACAUACCACUUUCAGUGUCUGUUCCUAAGUACGCAACAGUCCAGGUAAGUGCAGCAGGCAGAGUAUGUGGCCCAUUGGUGGACGAGCACCCACAUCUGCUAGCUAGCUCUCGAAUGUUGCAUCACAUGUAUGUAUAAUUGUUGUACGCCCCCUUGUGAACAGUAGGUUUUAGAGCAUAUUACACACUGUUUUAAACAGUUGCUUAGAACCGCUCGGGUUUGCAGGUAACUGAAGGUGCCAUUGAUGCUAGACAUUUUUUUAAAAGAAAUUUAAGUCUAGUUAGCAAGUUGUGGUCACUUUUGUUUGUGUACCAUUGUGGUCCUCAUUGUUAACUUCUAAGUUCUCAGCUUGUCAGUGGCCGAGACAUAGUAGCCCAUAGCUUGCCUACUUCUUUUGUUCGAAGUGUAUGUGUCCUCACAUUGAUGUACCAUCCAAAAAGCUUUCUUUCAUUGAGCUGUAGUGUGGUUGAUCACACACGUUUGUUUUGUAGUAGUGCUGCACAUGGAAAUAAAACUUAAGAACUGGU